Molecule: messenger RNA, 2529 nt
Organism: Colletotrichum truncatum
Lineage: Eukaryota; Fungi; Ascomycota; Sordariomycetes; Glomerellales; Glomerellaceae
Product: ring finger ubiquitin ligase
Molecular function (GO): zinc ion binding
Source: RefSeq, a predicted model, not a curated record
AUGCCUUAUCCACACGAAGACCCGCGCCUCGUCGUACUCGGCCUCGCCCUCGUCGGCGUCCUCUGGAUCCUGCUGGCACCGGGCAACGGCGGUGCCUCCCUAUUCUCGCCGUCCGAUCUCGCAACGCAGAGACUGCAACAGCACAAGCACGCGCUCGAGCUGCUCAAUAGCUCUUCAUGGGGCGAUUUUGCACCACGGCGAAAUGGGCCCACCGAGUUGCCCAGAUCGCUCAACAUUACGGGUUUCCGUGCAGAAGACGGCUUCGCAUGGGAUGACCUUGAAAAGUUCCGGGAGAGGUGUCUCGAAUGGAGCCGGAAUGCGAUACCACCCGUCGGAGGAGUGAAUCUGUGGGAUACUGGUGAGGGCGAGGCUGUUUGGCAGAAUGCCACGGGCGCUGUAAAGGGCAGCUGGGUUAGGAAGGAUGCGUCAGUGAAGAGGCAGUGGACGAGUUAUAACCUGAGUGCUAUCACUCCGAGUUUGCAUUGGAGCGGCGCGCAGGCGGACUGGGCUAGGAAUAUCACGGGUGAGGAGGGCAAGGUUCUGCUGGAUCUGAUCGAUACCGGACGACAUACGAAGGAAUUUGAAUAUUCGAGUGACUUGGAAGAUGGCACUCCCACGUCUGGCGGUAGGAUCCGCAGUGCUAAGGCAUCUCUAAAUGUUGAAGAUGUCAAGGGCACCGGGAUCAACUGGGAGAUGAGGCUACACGGAAUUCAGUGGCCGCAUCAGGGCACUAUCCUUUUGACCACAACGAGCGAGAAGUUUGAUGGGAUUUUUGGACUGCCACAUCUCACACCCAGCCCCGACUUUUUCCAAUCCAGCCAAAAGCUCCUAAAUGAAACUCUUGCGGAGGUGCUGCGGAGGAAGGAGAAAGAGGUGUUCAACGACGGCGUGAUGCCCUGGACAUCGGACCCCUCCAACCCGCCUGACACCCUCAACCCGUCGCCGCACUGCGAGUACAUCAUGUAUGCGCAGGUCCACCCGCCGGACAGAAGCCGCCUAAACAUGAAGGGCUUCCAGCCAAGCAGGGAGGGCAUGUCGCGGAUCAUCAGUGAUAUUGAGCACGAGCUCCGCUUCCCUGAAGGCGCCCCUAUCCGCGGCGUCCCGGAACUGAAGCUGUCAGCAAUCAUCUGGUCACCCGACUGCGGAUUCUUCCUCGAAACAAAGGGACCCCCGGACUUUCCGCCUGUUGACGGCCAGCACUUGCAGGGAAUGAAGACGGAAAUCAUAUACUACAAAAUUCGCGUAUGGAUCCUCGCCUUCGCGGGCGUUAUCAUCGCCCAGGCGCUCCUCCUUAAACACCAGAUGAAAGACUCUGCCACUCCGUCCACCAUGGGACGUAUAAGCUACUCGACCAUCAGUAUGAUGGUUAUGGUCGAUGGCAGCAUCUUCGCUGCGGCGUCCAUGUGGGCGCUAGACGCGAGCAUCACUUAUCUCGAGUCUUUGUCCCUGCUCUUCGCCGCGUUUCUUUCCAUGUCCAUGGGCGGAUUUUUCCUUGCCGAAAUCCACAAGGUGCAGGAGCCGGAGAACAGGAGGCGUAUCGAGCGUGAGCAAGCUUCAAACGCAGAUACGCCGCGCACGCCGGCUACCCCGCCACAAAGCGUCGAUGCGGACUCCCUCCCGCGGCCCGUCACCGCCGGCCCGCGUCGUAGAGCGCCCUCCCCUCCGAUCAUCGUGCCUUCGGACCAGGAUAUCGACGCGGAACUUGAUGCAGCAGCGAACGGCGCCGCAGCCGUGCCGACGGCAGGCACCGGAGGCGCCUCCCGCACUGGGCCCGAAGUCACGUUCCAAUCCGUCAUAUUCCGCUUCGCAAUGAUCGUUUCCGUCCUCCUCCUCGUCUCCAUCGCUUCCACAUCGUGGUACCCCCGCGUGCGUAACCUCUUCGUCAACGGCCUUUCCAUGGCCUACUUUUCCUUUUGGGUGCCGCAGAUCCACCGUAAUAUCAUCCGCAACUGCCGUCGGGCUCUGACAUGGCGCUUCGUGAUCGGCCAGUCGGUGCUGCGGCUGCUCCCGUUUGCGUACUUUUAUGUCUACGAGGACAACUUCCUGUUCGCAGAGACGGACCCGCGCGCGUUUCUUAUCUUCUGCGCAUGGCUGUGGAUUCAGCUCUGGGUUUUGGCCUUCCAGUUCGUCCUCGGUCCGCGAUUCGGCAUCCCAAAGAGCUGGACGCCCGAUGCGUGGGAUUACCACCCGGUGCUUCGCGAGGAUGGCGUAGAGGCCGGCGGGCUGCCGAUCGGUUUGCUCUCGGAGCCGGGCUCGCCUUCUCUAGACCGCGUGAGGACGGGCGAGGACAAGAAAACGGCCAGCAACCUCCGAGCCAUCGAUUGCGCCAUCUGUCGAGAGGUGCUCGAGGUUCCGGUUAUGAGGGCUGGCGAAGAAGAUCCAACCGCCGGCGGCGUCGUCGGUGUCUUCACGAGGAGGAACUACAUGGUGACGCCGUGCCGGCACAUAUUCCACAGCGCGUGUCUUGAGGGCUGGAUGCGGUUCAGGUUGCAGUGCCCCAUUUGCCGUGAGGAGCUGCCGCCGUUGUAA